GGGGCAAUUCUGGCACGGAAUCAAAUCAAACGCUCGUGCACAGCGAAACCCUAGAGUUAGGGUUUAAUUGCCCUCCCAACUUCCUCCACAAAGAAAGCAUCUUCAAUCUUUGGAUUGAUUGAUUGAUUGAUUUUUUUUUUUUUUUUUUUGCAUAUUAUUAUUUCUGAAGAUUGGUGUUGGGUGAAAUUUCGGUUGCUCUGUCUUGAAUCGGGCUUCAUCGCCCACUGCGCCUUCUAAUCCAUGGUCGAGUGUUUUCGAUGGACCCAUCUCCAGUGCUCACCACUCCUGAAAUUGAACAAGAAGACGAGUGGGACACCGAUGGAUUUGUGAUUCCAAGUUUGGGAAUUGGAGACUCGGAUCAAAGUAGACCUCAUGUUCCCAUCGUAGCAUCUUCAAAUUCUGGAGCAAAGGCUAAGAAGGAAGAAAACAUCUAUCUGGGUCCACACGGAGCACCUCCUUCACUUGCAAAACAGCAAGAGCUAAAUUCAUCUAACAGGAAGCAGAGGUUCAAACAAAAACUGAAAGAAGCUGACAAGAGAAAUAGUGGGACGGGUAGGGAGAAUAAGGUGGAUAACCUGAGGGAGCUUGUGGGUGGGGGUAAAGUAAGUUUGAACAUGGCAAAGGGAUCUUCCCCCAAGGAUUGGUUAGAUCCACAUUGCCAAGAAGCUCAGUUUGAGAGGAGGUAAUGGCCUCCUAUAGAGAUAUCAUACUAUAGAUAUGGCAUUGCAGAUUUUGGUUUCAUUGAGCUAUUUUUUUCUUUGGAGAUUGUUCACCUUUGUUAUACAGUUUGAUGCCAUCUCCCGAGACCCAAGUUUCGGAGGUUAUGUACUCCCUCAAUAAAUUUACCACUUAACUCGUUUGAUAAUAAAAGUCUUGUAUCAAAUUUUAAAAUAUUAUCA
Molecule: messenger RNA, 899 nt
Organism: Cajanus cajan (pigeon pea)
Lineage: Eukaryota; Viridiplantae; Streptophyta; Magnoliopsida; Fabales; Fabaceae
Product: Na-translocating NADH-quinone reductase subunit A
Source: RefSeq, a predicted model, not a curated record